AUGGUUCACUGGGCUCUUGAUCGGCAGGGUAUGAUCGGCGGCCAAGGAAAGAUCGUCGAGGUAGACGAGAGCAAGUUCGGGCGCCGCAAGUACAACUUAUUAAGGAACGGAUCGCCCCGGGGUCGAUCAUCAUCUCCGAUUGCUGGGAAGGCCAACAGCUGCUUCCUGACGAGUUUCGAGCACCUGACCGUCAACCACUCGUACCACUUUGUAGAUCCAAACACGCAAGCUCAUACGAACACGAUCGAGCGGCAGUGGAGGGAGGCCAAGAGGAAGGUACCGCUCUGUGGCCGCAGGAAGAAGCACUUCGCAGGGUACCUGGCUCGGUGCAUGUUCCUCAUGCACUACCAGGACCUGAAUAUGAGGUUGGACCACUUCCUGUGUGCUGCAGCGUCGCUGUAUCCUCCGGCCUAG
This is a messenger RNA of Penaeus vannamei (Pacific white shrimp), 414 nucleotides long. The record is from RefSeq and is a predicted model, not a curated record. Lineage: Eukaryota; Metazoa; Arthropoda; Malacostraca; Decapoda; Penaeidae.